Messenger RNA from Paramormyrops kingsleyae, 1651 nucleotides. RefSeq names its product NME/NM23 family member 7 (gene nme7). Gene Ontology annotation, molecular function: ATP binding; nucleoside diphosphate kinase activity. Gene Ontology annotation, biological process: CTP biosynthetic process; UTP biosynthetic process; GTP biosynthetic process. NCBI's taxonomy places the organism in Eukaryota, Metazoa, Chordata, Actinopteri, Osteoglossiformes, Mormyridae. Gene Ontology annotation, cellular component: centrosome; axonemal microtubule. The record is from RefSeq and is a predicted model, not a curated record.
AGAAUUACUUCCGGGUCACAUGCAAAGAUCGUUUAUUUUAUUUAUGAAUUUGAAAAUGUAUUACAACUAUUAUUUUGCGCUCUGUAUGUACUUUGCAUGAACAGAAAUAUAAGGAGUAUUUUAAGGAUAAACUUUUUAUUUUACGUUAGCAGGCGUUAGACCGUUGCUAUAGUAACGCACACUGAAAUUCAGAGACAACUGUUAGCAGUUUAGCCAACUGGCAUCCUGCAAGUAUCUCAUCAGAAAUGGAGGAGCGCUUUGCCUUUCUCACAGAGUGGUAUGACCCCAGCGCUGCUCUCCUCCGGCGCUACCAGCUGCUGUUUUACCCUAAAGAUGGCUCUGUGGAGAUGUUUGAUGUUAAAAACCAGCGGACCUUCUUAAGGCGGACUCGGUACGAGGAGCUACGGCAGGAGGAUCUCUUUGUGGGAAACCGGGUGAACAUCUUCUCCCGGCAGCUCAAUCUGAUUGGCUACGGGGACCAGUACACUGCUAACAAGCUGGGUAGCAAAAAAGAACGAACGCUUGCCAUGGUAAAACCAGAUGCUCUGACGAGGAUUGGAGACAUCAUCCAGACGAUUUAUGACAGAAACCUCAUCCUUACAAAAGCAAAAAUGACUAAACUUUCUUGGGAACAAGCAGCGGAUUUUUACGCAGAACAUCAGUCAAAGUCUUUCUUUAACAACCUCUUACAGUUCAUUACCUCCGGUCCUGUUAUUGCUAUGGAUAUAAUGGGGGAUGAGGCAGUAUCCACCUGGAGGGAGCUCCUGGGCCCUACAGACUCUGACACAGCCCGCAGAGAAGCUACACAGAGCCUGCGGGCUCGGUUCGGCACAGACGGCACCCAGAACGCUGGGCACGGGUCAGAUUCAUUGGCCUCGGCGGCAAGGGAACUGGAAUUUUUUUUCCCAUCGACAGUGGGCCGUGGCCCCCCCAACACUGCAAAGUGUACAGACUGUACCUGCUGUAUCAUCAAACCACAUGCCAUUUCAGAAGCUCUCACUGGGAAGAUCUUGAACUCCAUUAACCAAGCGGGAUUUGAAAUCUCAGCCCUUCAGAUGUUCAGCAUGGAUCGAGCCAACGCUGAAGAGUUCUUUGAAGUUUACAAAGGUGUAGUGGCUGAGUACCCUAGCAUGGUGUCCGAGCUCUGCUCUGGACCUUGUAUGGCCCUGGAGAUCCACGGAGCUGAGGCUCCAAGAAGAUUUCGGGAUUUCUGUGGACCAGCAGACCCGGACAUUGCCCGCCAUCUAAGGCCAGCUACGCUACGGGCACUGUAUGGCAAAAACAAGAUGCAGAAUGCAGUCCAUUGUACGGAUUUACCAGAAGAUGGAAUUUUGGAGGCGCAGUAUUUCUUCAAGAUUUUAUAUGGGUAACGUGUGCAAAUAAUUGACGACAAAGAAAUGAAGUAAUAUUUUUAUUUUCCCCUACUUAAAUUACAAGAACAGAUGUUCUGUAUAUUUUCAUGUUCAACAGUUAACUUUUUUCAUACAUCUUAACACCCAACAAACUCUUAAUACAUCUGGUAAAUACAUUGUCUUUUAGUAUCUACUAUCCUUAAACCUGUGACUUUGGUAUUUUAUUUAUAUAUUACAGGUUUCUGCAGAAAAAAAUAUUGUACAGCUGCAUAAAUAUAAAAAUUCUUCCAUCAUGAAAA